This is a messenger RNA of Paramuricea clavata, 636 nucleotides long. Lineage: Eukaryota; Metazoa; Cnidaria; Anthozoa; Malacalcyonacea; Plexauridae. The record is from the annotation of a GenBank genome assembly.
GGAAAACGCCUAGAGCUUAUCAAAGGAAUUGGUACAGAUUAUGAUGGUGCAUGGCAAUAUUUAGACUCAAUCUAUGGAGACCCCAGAUAUGUGUCGGACCAAGUAACCCAAGAUCUGUCAAAGAUCCGACCCCUAAAAGAAGGAGAAGACUCACGAUUUUGUGAUCUGGUGCAUUUAGUAAAGCGUAGUUUCAAGACGAUGAAGGGAGUGGGAAAACCCCAUGAUAUGGAUAACAAUCACAUGUUGUCACUAAUAGAACAGAAAAUGUGUGUGGAAGAUAGAAAGAUUUGGGCUCGUGAAUUGGAAAGGAAUGAAAAGCCAGCAAGCUUACAAGGUCUCAUUGCUUGGAUGGAGACGGAAAUGAAGUCGAGGAUGCGUGCAACUGCUCCACUGAGAAAUUCGAGUCAGGGUUCGAGAUAUGUCAAUCAGCUAUCUGGAGGAAAACCACCAAAGUGUUGGAUCUGCGACAAUUCAACGCACUGGGUAGACCAAUGUGAAAAAUUUAAGUCCAUGAGUCCAGAGGACCGUUUGAAAACAGUAAGAGAAAACCACCUUGUUUCAGUUGUCUUAAGAAGGCCGGACGUGACCACAGAGCAUCAAACUGUAGCAGAAGGAAGCAGUGUACACAGAAAAUAA